UGACAAGUUGCGUCAAGCCACUCGCGCAUGUUGCUAUGGUUACAUGGAAUAAAAACAAACACACACAGCAAGUCUCUCUCAACAUCAGUUCCUGAGUUCUUAAUAACACCAUGGCUCUUCGUGGAGAGAAUGAAAGGUGGUUAACUGGGCAUCAGGACCCCUUGGCUUCGCUAUAUACAUUCAAUUCGUGCAUGGCCUUGGCAGACCUACAUGGAGAUGGUGAAUCUAAGCUCAUCAUUGCUGACCUAGGAACUGGAACAUUUAACAUGAAACUUAAGGUUUACAAGGGUACAAGUCUAAUGUCAGAAAACACUCUCAUUGAUCUCCCGACUGGUGUUAUUACCUUCCACAUGGAUACCACUGAGCCUAGAGUACCAGCGGUUGCUGUGGCCUCUGGAAGUUACAUAUACAUAUAUAAAAACCUAAGGCCGUACUUCAAGUUUACACUGCCCACACUUGAAGUUAAUCCUACUGAGUUUGAUGCUUGGAAUCAGGCUCGAGAUGAGCUACUGGAUGUAAGCAUGUUGUACGAGAUCUUAGAUUCACUGAGGCAAGAGGUGGGUGAAUGUGGCCUUACCACGCGUUCUCAGCGCUUCCUCAUGUGCCCUGACCACCAGUCGCAAGUAGCGUUCCUAGAUCAGCAUAAGGGAUUUCUUCUUAAGCGUCAAACCGUUGUGACAUGUUUCUCCACCAUGAAAAAAAGUCAUGCUGAGGAUGAUGCAAUAUCUUGUUUGGUGUUAGGAACCGAAAGUGCUAAUAUAUUUAUCCUGGACCCUGAAGCCUUUACAAUUCUCAACAGUAUGAGUCUUCCCAGCGUGCCUGUAUUCCUUUCAGUUUCUGGUCUGUAUGACGUUGAGUACAGGGUAAUAGUGGCGUGCCGCAAUGGCCACAUUUACACGUUAAAGCGGGGAACAAAAGUAGGUCGGCCAACAGCAGAACUAACAUCUCAACCCAUAGGUUUACUUCGCCGUGACAAGAGCAUCAUUGUAGCCACUAUGGACCAGAACCUCCACUCAUACAAUAAUAAGGGUAAACGGUUGUGGACUCUCAAAUUGCCUGCCCCGGUGAUGUGCAUGGAGACACUAGAAAUACGUACUUUAGGCCUCAAAUUGACAGGCCUUGGUAUGUCAGAUCACAGAGUACUAAUCUAUCGUGAUAAACAUUUGGUGGACACCAUUUACACAGAAGACAGUGUAGCAGCCAUGAAAUUUGGUCGCUUUGGACGGGAAGAUAACACUCUUAUACUUGUGCUGAAAGGUGGAGGUAUGCUUGUUAAAAUCCUAAAGAGGACAGCUCGGUUUGACCUGGAUGACAUGCAAGGGCCUGCUCAGAUUCAGUCCCUGAAACUCAACAUCCCGAAAAAAACCAAGUUAUUUGUUGAUCAGACCAUGCGUGAGCGGGAGAAUUCAGUCUUGAUGCACAGAGUUUUCCAGCAUGAUCUCUAUCGACUACGCCUUAAUACAGCUCGGGCUUAUGUGGAGGCUCUCGAGACAAGUAGUAAUCCUGUGUGCCUUUCCCAAACAGAACCAUUGAAACUUUCGGCGCAGGUGUUAGGCCUUGGUCCUACGUUCAAAUUGAGAGUUGAACUUCAAAAUACCUCUUCAUCGUCACCGUCUCUACAGCUGGCUGUGAUUUUUCAUUGUGAUGACAGAAUCUACAGUGUCAGCAGGUCAUAUAUUCAGAUCCCAAUGCUUGUUCCAGGCAUUAUACAUGUUGCAGAGUCUCUGGUCACAUGUAUAUCAGAGUUAGGAAUUUCAGACACAGUGCGAGUGUUUGUGGUAAAAGGGAAAGGCUCACGGCCUCUGUUAACAGCAGUUAUUAACAUGCCUGUAGCAGAAGUUUUCAUGACUUCAUAAUUUGAUGAACCACAGUUUCAUUGAUAGAAGAUAAUUUGAAUAUAUACCUCUUGGAGUUGAAAUCUCACAUUCUAAUCUUGAUUGAAACCUGGGAAACGCCCAACGCACUCACACACCUGUUGCUCCAUGUCUGGUAUUUACUAUUAAAGAACACUAAAUCAAGAUCUGAAUUUUUCGAGAUAAAAGAAAGGAUUUUUCCCUAUGGCACAGUCUAUUAAGUCUGGCACAUUGUGUUUUGUUUCUAUUUGCUGUUAUGUGAUUGAGAAUAAGAAAGUGAAAUAUAUAGGCCAUAUUUUCAUCCACACUAAAAAUGUUCACGAGGACAUUGUUUCAUAUCACUAUGGUGUAUAUGUAAUGAGUAAGCAAAUAAAACAAAUAUUGAUCC
Penaeus chinensis is the source of this 2241-nucleotide messenger RNA. RefSeq names its product Bardet-Biedl syndrome 1 protein-like (gene BBS1). The transcript is spliced from 12 exons. Bases 111 to 1856 code for a protein of 581 amino acids. Gene Ontology annotation, molecular function: smoothened binding; patched binding. Lineage: Eukaryota; Metazoa; Arthropoda; Malacostraca; Decapoda; Penaeidae. Gene Ontology annotation, biological process: non-motile cilium assembly; protein localization to cilium. The record is from RefSeq and is a predicted model, not a curated record. Gene Ontology annotation, cellular component: centrosome; BBSome; axoneme.